This is a messenger RNA of Penaeus vannamei (Pacific white shrimp), 2264 nucleotides long. RefSeq names its product 28 kDa heat- and acid-stable phosphoprotein. The record is from RefSeq and is a predicted model, not a curated record. NCBI's taxonomy places the organism in Eukaryota, Metazoa, Arthropoda, Malacostraca, Decapoda, Penaeidae. Gene Ontology annotation, molecular function: RNA binding. Gene Ontology annotation, cellular component: cytosol.
CGCAUCACGCCCUCCGCCCGCCGCUCGCCCUUCCUGCUCCUCCGCCGCGGCCGCCAGCAGGAGUCUCCCAAAGCGCCCUUGGAGGCCACCGCGUCCGCUGCCUCUAGUGUCAGUCUCGCUCGCACGUCGACCCACAGCCCUCAACAUGCCUAAAGGAAAGCACAAGGGAGGCCGUCGGCACUUCACCAACUUCGAAGCUUUGGAAGAGCAGAAGAAGAAGGAGGAGAAGGAGCGACAAUGGAGAAGGGAGCAAGGAGAGACCGAUAGUGAAGAGGAGGAGGAGGAGGAGGGGAAGAGUUCGGGCAGUGAAGAAUCCUCUUCCGAAGAGGAGUCUGGCAGUGAGGAAGAGACAAAGGAGCAGAAAGCCAAGGGCGUUUCCAACCUCAUUGAAACCCAAAACCCAAACAGAGUUGUAGCCAAGCCAAAGAAGGUUGCAGCAAUCAGUGUGGCUGCCACAGGUGGCGGUAAACCCCAGCUGUCCCGUCGAGAGAGGGAAGAGAUUGAGAAGCAGAGAGCUACAGCACAUUACCGAAAAAUGCAUGCUGAAGGGAAAACCGAGGAAGCCAGGGCAGAUUUGGCACGACUUGCUCUUAUAAGACAGCAGCGCGAAGAGGCUGCCAAAAAGAAAGAAGAGGAACGAAAAGCAAAAGAAGAAGCAGCAGCAGCCAAGAAGGAGCAGCUUGCAAAGGUUCUCAAUAAGAAGAAGAGCUGAUCAUAUUCUUCGGCUAGAUACUUGUCUUGUAUAGAUAGCUGUGGCCGUCACACGUCAUCAUGCCAAGUGACUCUGCACGCGUCCAACUGGACUUGUUGAAUGUGCAUGUAUGAGAAUUUAUUUUUCUUUUUUUUUUUUUUUUUUUUUUUUUUUUUUUUUUUUUUUUUUUUUUUUUUCUUUUUGUCAAUUUACUUUCAAUAACCAUGCAGUGUGCCGAGUCAGUUGUCUGUGAUGUAAAAAAAAAAAGAAAGAAAAAAAAAUCUUAUAAAUUGGAAUUUGGUUAGGAAUUAAUGAUCUCGUGUCGGUGAAGCAUAUCUUUUGAAGACCUUCACAAAGAAAUGUGAAGUAUUUCCCAUAUAGUGCCAUGCCUACUCAGAGCAAUGUGAAGGUAGAAGCAUGUACUGCUGGAGAAGUACGUCCUACAAGUACAGUUCAAGUGUCAAGAACAGAUGUUUUAUGCUUUGAUUUUAGUUUGUAAUUCCUUUUUCUGAUUUUAUAAAAGAGUCUGUACCUAAUUUGCAAAUGGAUCAUACAGUAUUCGGACAUAUUUUUGUAUAAGUAUUUAUCAGAUAGUGUUUGUCAUCUUCAUUUAUGUCAUGGAAACGCUGAUUCAUAUUUUGCCUAUGGAUAGUUCUGGGUUAACUCAUACAACACUAAUUAUUUCUUUGAUAACUUUUUAUAUAAAGCAAUGUGAUAUUUAUGAAUGUUAAGCUCCAUUAGGCCUAAAAAAUGUAGUAAAUCCUGCUGCAACAAAUCACUCUUAUCAGGUGAUCCAGGUUUAGCAAACAGAACCUACCUUGCAGCUACAAAACUUCCUUGCAUAUCAUCACAUGACAUUAGCAUUACUGUACAGCACAAUGUAACAUGAAGAAUGUUGUGGCUCGGUGAAAAAGCAAGUGGAUUUUGAGUAAGUAUUUUGGGUUUAGUUACAAAAGAAAGCAUGUUGUUUUAUAUAGUUUAUUGUCAAAUUGUAAGAGGCACAUGUAUACUGUUUCCUGUCAAAAAGAUAAUUUUCUUUUAACAUCUUUUAACAUAUAUUGUGUAGUUAGUGUUGAUUGUUUAGUAUGAAAUUGUAGACACUAUGAAAAUAUUUAUACAUUUUGAACAUUAUAUCGUUUGGAGUCAGUGAUUUACUGGUAUAUGUGCUAUGUAAGUGAAAUCCUCUAUUAUGUAACAGGUUGGGGGUUAGCAGGAUAUCUUUGUUUGCAUUUAUUAAAUUCAUUCAUUUUAAGUCUAAGAACAGGAAAUGGGUUAAAAAAUUGAGACUAAAACAAGUUCUCUCACUUAUUGGCGGAAAGACAAGAAAUUAAGAAAUUGAUGUGACUGGAAAUUAAGAGUAAGAUGUUGCCUUUGCUUUCAGAGUUUUCAAACACCCCAUCAUCUAUACAUUUACAUGUUAACUGUUAUUCUACACGCAGUAUCUUCCUUCCGUGGCAGUUAUUGGAAAUCGGAUGCUGUGGGUUUGUACGGAUAUUUUUGGAACCCUUUUGCUGAUCGGUUUUGAAAAGGACCACAUGCAGAAUCAUUGUCAUUAAUAAAAGAGGCUUAUCAA